AUGAAGCGAGCACAGGUACCUCCACUCAAAAGACGUCGAAUCCGUCGCUCGUGUGAGCGGUGUAGACACAAGAAGGUCAAAUGCCCGGCUGAGAAGCCAAGUUGUUCUUUCUGUCGUCGGUUGAAUCAAUCUUGUGUAUAUCUCCCUCGAAAUCAGACAGACAGCUCGUUACCAGCUUCCCUCGACGUUGACAGCACAAAUAUAUCUGGUGACUAUGGAGCACCAAAUACCAACUUGAUACCUCUGGAAUACGAUAGCUGGCGACCUGAUGAUCCAGAGCCAUCAGCAGAAGCUCUGGAACACCUUGCGAGGACCUACCGGGAUAGAAUCUACUUUCAACCAGCACCUUUAUUUGAUCCACACCAGCUGAAAGACCAGCUGCGUGUGUUUCCUUACUAUCUUCGAUGGAGCUUUCUCGCUCUAACUCUCCACUUUUCAUCUCAUGCAUUCUACUCUGGGAGCGAAUCUGAAGCCAUUGAUCUUUACACAACAGCUUCUAGAGGCGUGGUUCAGGAACUAUGCGCAGAAGGUGUUAUCCGGAUAGAAGUAUUGCAGUCGCUGUGUCUGUUGGCGCUUUGCGAGAUACUCGAUGGUGAAUACAAUCGAGCGUGGAUGACGAUCGGGGCGGCAGCGAGAUUAGAAGCGCUACGCUUGUCUCAGUCCCGCGGUGCACCCAUUCCACCACAUAGUAGAGACGCCAUCUCAAGAUGUCACUGGAGUAUCUUCGUUCUAGAGAAAACCUUCACCCCAAACCUGGUCACCCCCGUACAAAAGCUUGGCCGACCCAAGUUCCCACAGAGCCCUGAAGCCCCAGGUCCCAUAGAGCCGUACACUGUUGCAAGAAGCCAUUGCCCCGACUUGUCUAGCAAUGUCCAACAAGAUGGAAACAGUCCAGAUCUAGGCAUCAACGCCAACUGCUUGGAGCUCAUAUCAAUUUGGGGUGACAUCGUGGCAUACCUCCAGGAUGUUCGGUGCGGCCUUGUUGACUGCCCAUGGUCAAAUACUUCGCGACAUGCAAGACUAGGGGUGGCAUUUUAUGAAUUCGAAGUACGAGUCUCGAGCUUGCACAUGCUCAGACGUGCCUCAUUUCCCGAUCGACCAAUAUCGGAAAUUUAUGAGAGGCGAGAAUACUGGAUGCCCUGGCUGACAAUGGAAAUUUUAUACCAUGCAUCCAAGGCGGCUUUGGAUAACCCAUUUGUACAGUUAUUUGCUCUUCGUGGAAGCAAUGCAAAGACCCAACCGGGCUCUUACUUACAAAAGGCUGUGGACCAAGCUCUAUUCAACUAUGAAUGGGUUGCGCGUCUGAUACAAAUGGUUCAAGGCGCAUCGUUUGAGAUGUAUGAUCCGCUAUUAGGAUCAGCAGUCGCGGCGACCGCCACCGUGCCCUGGAUAUUCCAGUUUGCCCGUGAUGAGCAAGUCGCUCAAAAAGCACGGCAAAAUCUUGAGCUGUUCGAAUCGUUCCUGCGGACGCUGUCAUUGCAGUGGCCGCACAUUGCUGGUGGGUUAAAAAUCCUUCAAGAACUGAGGAGCUUAAGUGGCCAGCGAGAUGAGACGGGUGCACAGAGCACCACAAUCCGCUUUCAACCAGAUCUCAUCUGGGGGCUUCUUUGCCCUAGCUUCCCAUCAACCGUUUCACAAGCUGAGUCCAACGCAAAAUUUGAGCAUAGUCAUCCUCCCUCGCCGAAUGCCACACUGCACGUCACCACUCAGUAUAUGCAUCCGCUCAUUGACCCUCCUGUAAGCCGACCUCUCGAUGAUGAAAGCAUGGAUAUGUUCUUAAACCGGCCUUUUGAUGGGUUCGAUGGUCCAUUCCUUGACGGCUUCUUUUCGCAGACGGUGUUGGAAGGCGUUUUCUAA
Messenger RNA from Pochonia chlamydosporia 170, 1857 nucleotides. RefSeq names its product C6 transcription factor. Gene Ontology annotation, biological process: DNA-templated transcription; regulation of DNA-templated transcription. Gene Ontology annotation, cellular component: nucleus. The record is from RefSeq and is a predicted model, not a curated record. Lineage: Eukaryota; Fungi; Ascomycota; Sordariomycetes; Hypocreales; Clavicipitaceae. The coding region runs from base 1 to 1857 and encodes 618 amino acids. Gene Ontology annotation, molecular function: DNA binding; DNA-binding transcription factor activity, RNA polymerase II-specific; zinc ion binding. The transcript has 6 exons.